Molecule: messenger RNA, 4083 nt
Organism: Mercenaria mercenaria
Lineage: Eukaryota; Metazoa; Mollusca; Bivalvia; Venerida; Veneridae
Exons: 10
Coding region: 2221-3120 (299 amino acids)
Source: RefSeq, a predicted model, not a curated record
CUUAGGACUGAGAUGUAUCUGAAAGCAGCGUUUUCGUAUAAUAUUUUACUGGUUGCAUUAGCAUGCAACAGCACCUUACUUCCGGAGCUGGAAAGGCGGGCGAGAAAUUAUAUAGCAGAUGGAAGUGUUGAUCCUUAUGUGAAUGAUUUUUUUCUUGUUGACCAAUGGUAUGACGUUACAAAAUACGACCAACAGUAUUUGAUGCCGGACUCUACAAAUAUGCCUGAUGAUUUUACUUGUGGAGGAUAUGAACCUAUUUAUAUAAAAGGCACACAUCCAGACGUUAAGAAACUUACCAGUACACCUGUGGCUGUUAAAGCGUGUUUACGCAGCACAUUUGACAACUGUGAUAUUAAGUACAAUAUAAAAUUGAGAAAAUGCCACCAGAGAGUACAAUAUUAUCUUGAAUCAACGAAACAACAUGCAUCAUACUGUUUUGACCCACCUUCAAUACAGAACAGCAAUGCAAGUAAGUUGACAUUUUAGUGAAAUGUAUAUUUUAGAAAAAUACGUUUAAGCUAUAUCCUUUUGGUAUCGUACUCGCAAAGAGGUAUUAUAUUCGGUCUAUUACGAUAAGGAUUUUUUUUUACAUUUUAGUUAUUAUUGAACGGAAUUGUUGAGGUACAGAAAGUCUAACGUCUACAUGUUUUUGACUUUCUCAAGUACUUUUAUACAUAAUGCGGGAAAAUGAUUUUGUCGAGGCAUUCGUUGAUCAAAAGACAAUCGAAAUAUUGAACAGUGAAGAAUUGCGAACUAGGUUCCCAGACUAUGGAACUCUAUGUCCAUCAGGAUUAAGGAUGUCGACACACAGGCUACUAUUAAAGUCUGUUAAAACACAUUUCUUUCAACAACACUUUGCUAUGUAACAUGUUCAAAUUAAAGAGUAAAUCAAUAUUUAUGCGCCUUUUAAUAUUUUAUGUAUAUCCAUUUGUCUUGUUUAGAUUUGUAUUUUAUUAUUCAUGUUAAACAGACACACUUCUGCUGUAUAAUCCUCUAUUUUGCAAAUUAAAAGCAAAAAAGUGUAGUCAAUAAUCUAGACUGCUAGAUGCUGAUUGCUGCCAUUAAAAAAAAGAAGAAAUUUUAGAAUGUUGAUGAAAACAUGCACACUUUCAUCACAGAAAAUCGCGAAAUGAAUCGGUAGGUAAUGUAACUUUGAAUGGUUCAUGUUCAAAGUCAUUACUUACUUCCUGAAAAAGAAUUAACACACUAAAACAUUGUAUAUCGUGGUUAUGAUAGUUUCAGUUUGGAUAUAACUGACAAAGAAUAUUUUAAAAUUGUGUAUUGGCACUUAACUCUCUUGUUGUUCUUUGGAGAAGAUCGCUAUAUUUCGUGUAUUUCAUUGUUACAUGUGUCUAGUUUUACACUUUUAUUUCCAAUUUAUGUCAUAUUGCGUGCAUUGCAAGAAAAGAUAUUGUUCUAACACGUUUUACACGGGAAAUUCUCGGUGAAAAAUCGUUGAUAGUUUGAAAUUUCUCCGUACUAAUUCUUUUACUUUUCUUGUCCAAGACAGAAAAUAUAUUGCUCAAGUCCAAACUAGAUGUAUGUGUAAUAUUUCAUAUGUUCUUUACAGUACAUAAAGUUUUCUUCUAAAGAAUUUUCAGACCCACCGACAAACGUCCAACUUGGUAGUGUUAUUGUGAAGCCGAUACUAGAUUUUGAUAAAGAAGACAAACAGAUCCAUGAUAAUGGCAAAUUAUUUGAUACUACAAAUUACACCCCUUUCGUGAAGUUUGAAUGUACUUUUCACAGUCAAGGGAACUAUUUCUAUUCCGUUCAUUGAUAUAAAAUAUUACAUUUCUUUUCUAACACAGUAUAUACUGUCAUCAUUGGUAGCUUAAUACAUUUUUAUGCUACCAACACAGCACUCUUGAGAAAUCGAAAUCUACAUGAAAUAUAUCUAACAUAAACAGUGGAUCCAUUUGUAACACGUUCAUGUUGAAAAAUAACAUAAAACAAAACUUCCGACAAAUAUAUAUACCAUAAUGUCGCAUUUCAAUGCAGAUUAAAGCAGUCGUAUGAAUAUUGCUAAAAUUUAUUUCAGAAAAGGGAAAGUUGUUUUAAAGCAUGCUGUUAUUUUGUUUUUGAUAUUUUUUGUUUUGUUUUAAAUUUCAUUUACUAAUUUUACAUUAAUUAUUUACACAAAGGUACAAAAAUAGUCGUCUUUACAAAGUGCUUGGGCCUUCACAGGACACUGAGACAUUAGUAAUCUCGGAAAAAACAAUGCAUAGAAAUGAUAAAAUACCCCUUGGAUUCACGCUUAAAUGCGGAGUCCGCGUGUCACAAGACAAAACUGGCCGUGCAACAAAAAUGGUUUCAAGUCCAGAUUAUUUUGCUGGGAUAAAGGUUUUAAAUCCAAGGGUUGACCUCCCAAAGGAUAACACGUCAAGGGUUAAUUUUCAAGUGACUGUUCCUGUAGGUUGUCGUUACAAUAGCCAUCCACAAAACCCGGCUUGUGACAUGGGGCUCAAUAUGUUCGACCCAAACGGGUAUACAUGUGGAAGAGCAAAUGUAGUUCAAGUGAAGGACAGCAGAAGAUGUGGUCUUGAUAUUACAGGGAUUAAGGAAGGUGAGGUGUGGGAUUACAAAAAAGUGUACACAUUCGAUGUAAGCACGGUAGACAUUAACUACAGCGACGAAAGUGAGUUCACCUUACAGCUGAAGGCGUCAUCUGACUUUGGACACAAGUGGUGGAAUGAAUAUCAACCUGAUAACAUCAAGGUCGCCGUCACAAAUAACAAAGUGUACGAGAAGAAACUGUGCUACGCGCAUGUGGACCCUCACAUGCAAACUGCAGAUGGAUACAACUAUGAAUGCCAAGAUAAGGGUGAAUAUUUGAUGUACAGAAAUACAAAAUACAAUAUAGAGAUCUUAAUGAAGACCGAUACAUGUAACCAUGGGUAUGCGCAGUGUAUAUGUAGUUUAAUAAUUCGGGCUGGUGCUGACGUGUUCUCCAUAAAUAGCUGCCACUCACCACGGUUUUUAGAUUUUCUGUCAUGUGAUGAUGGGGGCAUUUUGAAAGUUCAAAGAAAGAAUGACAGACAUUAUCAGGUUCUCUACUACAUUUACGUUGUGUUCUAUAUUUCUAAUUUCUAUAAGUCGGUAUACAGGUUAGAAACUUAAACCAGUUGUAUGUAUUCAUAAUGACUUAAUGAGCAAGUUACAAUCCUUUUAUAAGGAUUUGAAUUCUUUUUAUUAACUGUAUGGGUAAAAAAGUUAUCAUAUCUCCCAACAAACAAGGUUUUGGACUCCGUGGGAGGUUGAGCUACAUCGGAAUCACGUUGUGUCAAUCUUUCGUCCUGAAUGAUAUACCUUUAUUAUCUCUGCAACCGAUACAGUUAUUACCUUGAAACUUAAGACAGGCCUCAGGAGACAAACUUCUCUUACAAGGUUCCAUAACUCUUAACAUUUCUUUUUUGCAAAAAUGCUUCCAUUUUUACACUCCAAAAUUAUCCCGUCCGUCCGUCCAAAUGUUUUUUCCUUGAAUAUAUCUGGAACCGGUAACGAUGUUUUGAAAAGUACAGUGUCACGCAAUGUUUCCAUACCCUGAAUUUCAUGCACUUCAAAACAUUUCCCAUCCCGAAAUGUUUCCUUCAAUAACAAAAGAAACAGUACAGAUGAUUUGUAACCUUGAAACAGGCUUGAGGGAUCAUGAAACAUAGACACGUAUAAAGUUUCGUAACUCUUUUUUUUAUAAAAUUAUCUUCCAUUUUGCACUUAAAAUGCUCCGUCUCAUUUGGUAUAAAUAAGAUAUUAAUUUGAAACUUAAAAGAGGCUUUAAGGAUUGUAAGACCACUUCACAUACCAGAUCUCAUAAUUCUUACUUUUCUUUUCACAAAAUUAUUUCCGUUGUCGUUAUUAACAUAUUGUUUUUAUUCAGUAUCUCUCGAACCGAUAUAUAUAUUAUUUUGAAACAUGCUUAAGGACGCUCGCUACAGUUUCGUAAUUUUUUUCUCUAUAAUAGAUUUUGAUGAAAUGUUUUGUAUUAAAAGAUCAUGUUAUGAUGUAUUAAAAAAUGAAAUAAAAAUACUAGGUCACCAGCUUUGUUUCAAUUUAAUUUGCCCUUAGAUAUGGUGCUAUUUUAAA